Momordica charantia (bitter melon) is the source of this 1537-nucleotide messenger RNA. RefSeq names its product nudix hydrolase homolog 23 (gene NUDX23). NCBI's taxonomy places the organism in Eukaryota, Viridiplantae, Streptophyta, Magnoliopsida, Cucurbitales, Cucurbitaceae. The record is from RefSeq and is a predicted model, not a curated record. Gene Ontology annotation, molecular function: hydrolase activity.
UCAAAUGUACAAUGGAUAAGAAAGUUAUUGAUGAGACGAAUCCGAUGGUAUUGUACGAACGUUCCCCCAACUUUUCAGAACUCGAAUUCGGCCGAUUUAACGCAGGAUUUGUGUUAAUCCUUGAUGCUGCUGGUGCUGCUGAUACACCCCAAUUAGAAAAUGGAAGAAGAAAACUGAAAUGAUUUUCAAGCUCUUCAUCGAAUGCCCUCUUUUUGCUGGCCCGACUCCGAGUUACGACUAGAAAUUCCAUAUCAAUUUGAAGAAAUUGAAGAUAGAUAAUGCUAAAAGCUGUUCAGCUUUUCGGUUGCUCAUCUGGGUUUGCUUCGAAUCUUCUGAAACCCAAUAGUAUUGUUGGAUUCAGUUUUAAUUUCGUCUCCUCCAAACCGUUGUCAACACCAUCUUCAUUAUCUUGUUCUUCUUCAAAAUUAUCAUGUGCUAGCAUCGCCUCACAGUUCUUGGCUUCUCGAACUGGUUCUUUUAAAGCAUUUUGUGGGUCUGCAUUUUCUGAGGCAAAUCCGGAAGGCACUUCCUCUUCUCCCUUGUCUAUGUCAGAAUCACCACCGCCAUCAUCUUCGACUGUAGUCCAGUCAGCUGUGGGUCAUUCUCUUAACUUACUGGAAAAAAUUCGUAAUAUACGUUUCUGUCAGUGGUGCGGAGGCCAAACAAAGCAUGGAAUACCUGAUGGAGAGGAGAAAUUGAGAGCCAUUUGCACAGUUUGUGGGAAGAUAACCUAUCAGAAUCCAAAAAUGGUCGUGGGUUGUUUGAUUCAUCACGACAACAAGAUAUUACUUUGCAAGAGGAAGAUCGAGCCAUCUUAUGGCCUUUGGACUCUUCCAGCUGGUUACUUGGAAAUUGGCGAGUCGGCUGCUGAUGGUGCAAUUAGGGAAACCUUGGAAGAAGCAAAUGCAGAAGUGGAAGUUAUAUCCCCUUUUGCUCAGUUAGAUAUCCCUCUAAUUGGCCAAACAUAUAUAAUCUUCAUGGGAAGGUUGAAGAAACCCCAUUUCUGUCCUGGUCCAGAGUCCCUAGAAUGCCGCCUUUUUUCUCUUGACGAUCUACCUUUUGAUUCUCUUGCAUUUUCAUCCAUGUUGGUUACCUUAAGAUUGUAUGUUGAGGAUGUCAAGGCAGGGAAAAUCACGUUCCAUUAUGGCACCAUCAAUAAAAGGCCUGGCACAGGUGCUUCGGAUAUUCAUGCCUAUACUCUUGAUUAUCAUCUAAGAUUGUGACAAGUUAAGAAGCUGAAGAGUAGGACUUGGACUUUCAAGUUGAGACAAGAAAUCUUCCAUUCUUGAAGAUCAUAGCAAUUCAACCUUGACUUUUGUAAUGUGAUAAGGAGCAACAUUGAUAUGUAUGUUUUUCAAACAAAAAAAAGAAAGAAAAAAGAAAAACAUUAAUAUAUACUUCUUUUUGAGGAUCAUUAUUUGGGAGUGCAUUUUCGAAAGCUAUUAAAGAUAUACAUCAAUGGCUAAAUGUAUAAUUAUGUUCUUAAUGUUUGUGUCAUUUACAAGCUUCAUUUUAGUUGAAACUUUUAGGAAGACCU